Diabrotica balteata is the source of this 279-nucleotide messenger RNA. Lineage: Eukaryota; Metazoa; Arthropoda; Insecta; Coleoptera; Chrysomelidae. The record is from the annotation of a GenBank genome assembly.
AUGUCUUCAAAUUUAAGUUUGCAAGUCAAGGUAGGUACUUUCGUUUCACAACGAAACCAAAACGUAGCUCAGUUUGGUGGGCAGCAUAAAUUUAUUGGAAAGUCAAAUGAAUCAAAAUGUGUAUUUGGCUUCUUAACACAAUUUAGUAGGCGAAAUGGAGCUCUUAAAACUUUUGGUAAACAAAAUAAUGUUUAUUACUAUUCAGCUCCUGACCAAUCUCCCAAGGUAUCUCAAGGAUCUGAAGUUUCGGCAAAAUCUCAGUACGUUGUUUCUGACUAG